Molecule: messenger RNA, 5810 nt
Organism: Cervus elaphus (red deer)
Lineage: Eukaryota; Metazoa; Chordata; Mammalia; Artiodactyla; Cervidae
Gene: SPOPL
Product: speckle type BTB/POZ protein like
Exons: 13
Coding region: 484-1725 (413 amino acids)
Biological process (GO): proteasome-mediated ubiquitin-dependent protein catabolic process; regulation of proteolysis
Cellular component (GO): nucleus; cytoplasm
Molecular function (GO): ubiquitin protein ligase binding
Source: RefSeq, a predicted model, not a curated record
CGGAAGCCGGGGCCCGGACGGGCCCGGAGCGGGGGGGGGCCUGUGUGGGGGCGGGAGCGGCGGAGGCGGCCGCCCCUGGCGGCGGGUUUGUUUAUCCCGGGGAAGAAGUUUAGGAGCGGGAGACAGGAGAGAAGGGCGGAUUGGGGAGGAGGGAUGCGGCUCGGCGGAGGCGGUCGCCACAGGGACUCGCCGCCAUCACCUCAGCCGGAGAGGAGCCGCCGCUGGGACUGCCCGCCGCUACCCCUCACGUCCGGUCCUGUUAUGACUUCAUUGUUUUGUAAAAAUUUGUUUUCAUCUCAUUGGAAUGUUGGGAAAUAAAAGAGACAGGAAAUCAUUAAAUAUUAGGGAAAUUACCCCGUUUGUGUGCUCUGUGCAUUGCAAAUACUUUUGUUGGUUUGUUGAUUUCAAGAUUGGUCAUGGUGGCUUAUUAGCUUGCUUCAGAAUCACUGGCAAAAAUAUUGACUAGGAUCAGGCUCUUUUCACAUGGUAAAGUACUCACCUGUGUGGGAUAUUGCAUACAUCUUAGAAGACUGCAAUAAAGUGGCAAUGUCUCGGGAACCCACCCCACCUCUCUCUGGAGAUAUGUCUAUCGGUCCUAUAGCAGAAAGCUGGUGUUAUACACAGGUUAAAGUAGUAAAAUUUUCCUACAUGUGGACCAUUAAUAACUUCAGUUUUUGUCGAGAAGAAAUGGGUGAAGUGUUAAAAAGUUCAACAUUCUCAUCUAGCCCCAGUGACAAAAUGAAAUGGUGCCUGAGAGUAAAUCCAAAGGGAUUAGAUGAUGAAAGUAAAGACUACUUGUCCUUAUAUUUGCUUUUAGUCAGCUGUCCAAAAAGUGAAGUUCGAGCAAAAUUCAAAUUUUCCCUUCUGAAUGCUAAAAGGGAAGAAACAAAAGCAAUGGAAAGCCAAAGAGCAUAUCGAUUUGUACAAGGGAAGGACUGGGGUUUUAAAAAAUUCAUUCGAAGAGAUUUUUUGCUUGAUGAAGCUAAUGGUCUUUUACCAGAUGACAAGCUUACAUUAUUUUGUGAGGUGAGUGUGGUCCAAGAUUCAGUAAAUAUAUCAGGACAUACUAAUACAAAUACGCUAAAGGUGCCUGAAUGCCGACUAGCAGAAGAUUUAGGUAAUCUCUGGGAAAACACAAGAUUUACAGAUUGCAGUUUUUUUGUGAGAGGACAAGAAUUUAAAGCUCAUAAAUCUGUUCUUGCAGCUCGAUCCCCAGUUUUUAAUGCCAUGUUUGAACAUGAAAUGGAAGAAAGCAAAAAGAAUCGAGUGGAAAUAAAUGAUGUAGACCCUGAGGUUUUUAAAGAAAUGAUGAGAUUCAUUUACACAGGGAAAGCGCCAAACCUUGACAAAAUGGCUGACAACUUGUUGGCAGCUGCAGACAAAUAUGCACUGGAACGACUGAAGGUCAUGUGUGAAGAAGCUUUGUGUAGCAGCCUCUCAGUAGAGAAUGUUGCUGACACCCUUGUCCUUGCAGAUUUGCACAGUGCGGAGCAGUUGAAAGCACAAGCCAUAGACUUUAUUAACAGGUGCAGUGUACUUCGACAGCUUGGGUGUAAAGAUGGGAAAAACUGGAACAGCAACCAAGCAGCGGACAUAAUGGAAACAUCCGGGUGGAAGUCCAUGAUUCAGUCUCACCCACAUUUGGUAGCAGAAGCCUUCCGAGCACUAGCAUCUGCACAGUGUCCACAGUUUGGUAUUCCACGAAAACGGCUAAAACAGUCUUGAAACCUUCCAUGAACUGUAGAAAAAUGGAAUUGACUUUUACUCCUCCAGGUCCAGAAGGAUUCUAAUACACAAACCAUAAGCAAGAGUUGUUUCUGUUGUCUUGUCCACAGAACAGAAGCUGAAAAAGCAUAUUGCUUGCAUUUCAGGUGGAUAAUUUAUGGUUUAUUCUUCAGCUUUAAAUUAGACUGAUUAUACUCUAAUUCACUUCAAGGCCUUAAAUUAUCUUCAGUGACUUCUCUUGUUCAUGUAAUACUUUAAUUUUUUUAUUGUGCCUUGUCAUUGAAACCAAGGCUAUGCAGGAUUGCACUAGCUCCAUAAUGCAGUAAUACUGAUAACUGAAGAUAGUAAGUUUCAAAAGGAUCUUCCAUUAGUUUGAGAAAGGCAGAUGAAUUUUGUAGGGUUUGUCCUGUACUAAAAGUUUAAAACUAGGUUUUUCUUUAAAAAAGCACUUGUGUUGGAGAUGACUGGUAAUGUUUCUAGUCUAAGUUCUAUAAAUACAGGAGAACCUGCUUACCUUCAAGGUAAGUUAUGGCAAUACACUGCUUCAGUUCUAAUUUAUUUUUCAUUUCAGGGGGCAAAUAUGCAAUGAGUUGGCCCAAAUUUUUAGUGAAAUUUGUGAUGUUUGUAUGUUAACUGUCCAACAAACUAAGAGAAGCAUAACAAACCUUUAUUUGUGUUUCUUUGUGAGUUUAUCCAAGUUUACAAUGAUUGAGAACUGAUUGAGGUUAAGAUUUCAAUAAGAAGAAAGCAUGUUUAGUGCUGAAUUAAUUUUUUUUUAAUUUAUAGUGACCUACAUUUACAUGAAGAAUUCUAUAUGUUAAAAGUAAGGAUGACCAAAUGUAAAUUUAAUGACUGGGCCAAUUAAGAAAGAUAUAUAUGCACUUUUAAUGUGUAACUUUUAUAUGCUAAAUGGUACUCUUUUUUUUUUUUUCUUUUGAGGGAAUUGAUGUGGUAUAAUUAAUUGUCUUAACUUUUGAAAGAAUUUUUUAAGAAAGAUGGAGGCAAUGGGGAUGUUUGUGAUAAUAGAUUAAGAAAGGUAUUCCCAAUUAUAGUUACAUUGGUUUGACUUUCAGAUAUUCAUUAUUGAACUUACUACUGUUUUAUCACACUUUGGAGAAGGCACCUGAGCAGUAAAUGAAUCCUAAUCUACUCUCCUUCUAAAAACAAUGAACUGUUAUUAUUUGAAGACCAAAGGAGAGGACCCCCAGAAAUAUGUCAGGCUACACCCUGAAACCUUCUUUCCUCCCUAGGUUUCUCCUGUCUGUCUCAGUUACUGUACCAACGUUGUGGAUGAUAAUUGAAAUAAUGCGUAAUGUGAACAGGAUAAACUGUUUAUAAACUGCUUUUCACAGGCCAGUUCUUUAUUAUAAGUGAAUUUUAGCUUUAAAACACAUACACAUCUUCAGUUUGAUCACAGCAGAGGUCUGUUCUAGUGCGUCGUCACGGCGAAGCAGGAGCGAUCAGUGUCGAGUGCUGCGUCGUAUUUCCUCUAGCCGUGGAGUAUGCUGCUUAGGCAGGAUUUGUGUUUGACCACAAGGGGAAAAAGUGUGUCACUGGAAAAAAGAAUGCUUAUAUCUGUAUAUUUACCUAUGUAACUAUUCUCCAGAUUAAAAUUUGCAUAAUUUGUUUAUUUAGUUUUUGAAGUUAGGGCAAAAGGAAAAAAAAUGAAGCUAAAGUUUUAAAAUAGAUAUUAUUUUUGUUAUCUAUUAGGUAUUUACUGAAUCCUAAUAUACCAAGAAUGAUUCAUAUUUACAUUGAACAAACACUGUCAAAUAAUCGUUUGUUAUCCACAUCAGACUGAAGUUUGAAAAGAUGGUAUUUUCAGAUAUCUUCAUUUCUUCUUUGUAGUUUGAGUCUUUGUUGUAUUAACUUAAAUUUAAUAUUGAAAGACUACGUUGGGACAGAAGAAGGAUUCUUACGUAUGAAUGGAUUCUGUCCUAUGGAAGAGUAUUAUAGGGAGCAGAAAUUCACUUCUUAACUAAACCGUAAGAUUGAGCCUUUAAAUUUACAGUGUGCAGCUUAAAAAACACACACAUACAUAUACACUUUAAGGAUUUGAGAUUUUGCCAGGGUCUUAGAAGAAAAAAAUUCCCCUCUUAGGCCCUAGAAUUUUGCUGUCAUAUAUUAAAAAAAAAUACUGGUGUAUCCAUUUAUAUCAAAUGCACACAGAUGCAUUAUGAAUUAAUUCACUGCUUGAAUCUACAUUUCUAACCAUAGUGACUUCAGUGGUAACAUCUAUAAUAUACAUUUCAGCUUACCCUUACUUUAGUGUUUAUUGCAAAUUCUGAAGGGUUUUAUUAUAAAGAUUUUUUUUUUUUGUUUGGUAACACAUUUUGUACCAAAAAUGUCAAACACUGUGCUGUAAGGAUAUCCACGUUUGUAGAAAUGUCCACUUUUCAGAUAAUAUAAUGCCUACCAUUAUGUUAACAGAAUCACAUGGUAGUUGAUUUAUUUUUUUUAUUUAUUAUGUAUAUUUUUGGUAUUGUGGGUUCUUGAGGCAAUGUAAAACUGUUAAUGUAUUCUGAAGUGAGUGUUCUAAUAGCUUUUUUUUUGAACUAUACACAUGAUUUUCAGUAGACACAGAUUUCGUCCAAAGCAGUGUUGCCUUUUGAACUAAAGCCUGCUCCUGUUUCCCUUUUGUCACCUAAACAGCUCUUUCUUAGAAAAGUAGUUACUGGUCUUAAACAUUACAUAUUAUAAAAGUAACCGUUGGAGAACUGUUCUUUAGAUUGAGAUACAGAAACACUAUAUUUGUGCCUUUUUCAUUUUUUAAUUUUAGUGUGUAUCGAUAUUUGGAGCACAAAUAUGAAGGUGCCAUCACAUAUGGCCUGCCAUUGUUACCUCCUUGAAUACUCAUGUGUCAUUGUCUUGAAAUAGUAAUUGGAGAUCCUUGCAUGUAUUAUGUGGUCAUUAGGCAAGUGUGUGUGCGUGUGUAUGUGUGUAUAUGUAUAUUUGCUUGGAUUUGUGUGUGGUAUGUUCAAAAGUGAAUUUCUGAAAAUAGGACUCAGUUAAAUGUUGAAAGUUUAGGUUAGUUGAAAUGUAUUCCAUUUAAAUGUGCUUUAUUUGGGGGGACAAUUGAGGAAAUUAUAAUUCUCAAAAAUGUGACCAAUUUACUGCAUGAUGAAAUGUGAAAACAGUGCCUUUUUAGGACAUCAGUUUUGAAAUUGAGUUUAAAAAUAUUAAUGAAAUCUCUUAAAAAUUUGUCAUGAACAUUAUUGUUUUAUUUUUAAACUAGAUUUAAGUUAGAGCUUUAAUUGCCAGAUGUGUAAUUAACUAAUUUAUUUACCCAUUUAAGUUUUGUGCAUAAAUUCAAAAUCUAAACAGAAUCUUUGUAUGCUUCCUGGUGUUAACUAAAAUAGAACACUAGGGACUUCAGUAAGUUGUUUUAAGUCCAACUCAGCAAGCUUUUCUCAAAGCCAAGUCUACUUGAAGAGGUGAAUAAUUUUGAGUUGGAUGUUCAUGCUCUUUAAUGGGUAAAAUGAAAAUAUUCAGUGUAUUCUUGCAAAACGAGGUGGGUGGGUGGGUUUUAGUGUUUUCAGAUUAUAAAGACAGCACUUUCAGCACACAUAAGAGUAUUUUGCAAACCUCUUUUAUACAGAUUAUGAGCUCUACUUUGUUUAAGUGUUAAAAUGGAAUGAUGUAAAUUUUAGGUCCAGUUGAACAAAUAUUGAGUGCCUACCAUGCGAGAUUUCCUCUUCACUCAGAAUGAAAUCACCACACCGUGUCUUCUGUUUGCAGUAUGUGGACUUUACGUUUGAAAAAGAACUCUUAUAUUUAAAUCUUUUUCUGUUGUUAGAGUUUAUCAUUGUAUACUGUAACCCAGUUAAUUUUUGCCUUCAGUUUUUUAGAAUGAAGAUAUAACUUGAGUCCCAUUUUUGAAAAUAAAAGUCUGCUGAAAUUAUUUAAAAAUUAGUUCUGGGGGGAAUUGAUUUUCAAGAUUCAAAUGUAUAAAGACACAUUGAACUUUUCAGCCUCAUUUUUAAUCAGCUGAUGUCAAUGAUGAGAUACAUACUUUUUGUAUCUUGUUGCUGAAAAUAUUUUUUGCAUUUCAGCACGUUGAGUUAAAAUAAAGUUGUUACUACUUA